UUUGCAGCUACUAUGCCAGAAAGUCUUUUGACUUCUGUUACUAGCAAACGCUCGCAACACUCGUUCCAAGUCCAGCGUACUAAACAGGCCGUUUUUUGGUAGCCACCUUCUACAAUUCUCCGUCAUAACUUUUAAACUUUUCGGGUUACCCGAUUGACUCUACUCCGAUUGGUGUGCGGGGCAUACACACACGUUCCGACGCGUUUGCCUCCUGUUGCUGACUCGGUCGGUCGGCCUCUCGUGUCGUUAUUUCGGUGUGUAUUAUUGCGCGCUGCUGUGUUGAGUAUAGAGCUCGACUCAUCGUCUUCAUCUUUGUACAACCGGGGGUCUCCCGUGCGCUCUGAGCUGUGCUGCUACGCUACCCUUGCCUUCAAGUGCGGAAGAUCAAUUUAGUCAUAAUAGCGAUACGCACAGAAGCGUUCGGAAGUUAUAUUACAUCUGAGAUAUUAUUAACUCUCACACUUUUUUCGACUGUGCUGGAGUUCAGAGCGUCAUCCCGCGCAGGAGUUCUUGCAGGAUUUGCUGAUAGUUAAUAUCAUUGGUUUUACCGCUGCAUCCUACUGUUUUUCGUGCGAUCGAGGCAGUUGUCCUGAAAGCAAUAGAGUGAAUAUAAAUGAAUUAUGUUGAGCUAGAAAGUGACUCCAGCGAUACUAGUGUACCGAAGAGAAUAAAUUGUGGUAAAAAGUGUUCAAAAAAGUAGCUGACGGCACUGUAAUCCAACUAGAGGAAAUUGUACUGAUUGUCGAGCGGAGCACAGAUCAUCACUGCACGAAACUGCGGUUUUAAAAGUGAUUUUUGGCACAGUUUUAUACAUCAGCCUGCUGGGUGUUGGUCGAGUCCGAAUUUGAAGGAACGUUUUCGGUGGUGACUAAUACGAAGUAAGCAGACAACAGAAUCACUCAUUUUCACACAAAAUAAAACUAAACGACCAACAAAACACAUAACAUAAAUUGAGGUUGAAAAAAAUUAAAACAACAAUCACCACCACCACGACAGCCACCAUCAACACCCACACCAACAAAAGUAUAAACAAACAAACAAAACAUUCAAAAUGUUCGCGGUGAUGCGAAUUGACAAUGACGACCGUAGGUCCGACUUCCGUCGCAAGAUGCGGCCAAAGUGCGAGUUCGUGUGCAAAUACUGCCAGCGCCGGUUCACCAAACCGUACAACCUGAUGAUCCACGAGCGCACCCACAAGAGCCCGGAAGUGACGUUCUCGUGCGAGGUGUGCGGCAAGUACUUCAAACGGCAGGAUAACCUCCGCUCCCACAGAUGCAGCCAGUGUAUUUGGCGAUCGAUCCAUACAUAUGGAAUGAACGGUAACAACAACAACCGAGCAUAUUGAGCACGACUCAGCAAAAUUCUUUGUCACUGUUUAAUUAUUAUUUAAAACCUAAAGCAUAACAUAUAUGAAAUAUAAUAAACGAUAAGCAAAUCCUAAUCAAGCGAAGCAAGCGAGUAUCGAAAAAAAACGAAUCGAGAAAAAAGAAACGUACGUAGAAUAGCGAUUGCAUUCCGAGCACCAGCGAAAAGAGCGACUGGACAGCACAAGCGAGUGUGCGAGGAUGCAGGCAGCUAACAAAAGUGUACAUUUGCGUAAUGUGUUAAGCAAGCGAAGGAGCCAAUCUUUAAAGUUUAACUUUGAAGAUCAAUAAUCAAAAGUGGAUACUACUACUACUAUUAUACUAUUACUUAAAGGAAUGUACAUAGCUUUGCGAAUGAAAAUGCUUUAAACUUUGUUUUAUUGGCUUGUUUCUAUCGUCAUUAAUAACAACAGAAGAACGUUUUGAUGGGAGCUCUUUAAUGCGAAAGUAAAACGUAGGCGUAAGUUCUAGUUUUUAGUUAAGGUCAAUUAUUCUUUCCGAUCAACGCUCUAGCAUGUACGACUAAUUUAUAUUUGAACAAUUAACCUUAUGUCAUCUUUUGUCGUAACUGUAGGUGAUCUAUACAUAUAUUUAAAUGAAAAUGAAAAGUAUCCCAGUUGAAUUGUAAUUAUUAGAAAUAUAAUAUAACAAAUGUGACGAUUUUUUAUAUCUGGUGAUUUUUACUUCGAUUUUACUUUGUUUGAAAUCCCUGUUCUCUCGUUUGUGAAAGUCAAAUUUUCUGGAUGAAAAUGGAAAAAAUAUCCGUUAUCAAACGUGCGCAUAUUUCAUAAAAGUACAAUAAAAUUCCGUUGACAACUCACAUAACGAAGAAAUUCCUGUCAUCGACGUUCCAAAUCGAUUAAUUUAGUAGUUAAACAGAAAGGUCGAAUAAGUAAAAACUUGUCCACCUUUUCGGCAUCUAAUAGCACACUCACGGACUUUGUUUGAGUGCGAAUCUCCCGGGACCCUAUCGCGCUACCGGUUUCGUUUUGUACCGUCACCGAUUGUCCUCUUGGGAACUAUUUAGACUUUUCCAUAACCUCUACUGCGCCCUUUUCAGCACUUGAGUCAAACAAGCAUAGAAUAGAUUCUAGUCUGCCUUUGAAUAUGAAAACGAAUACACACAAAAAUGAAAAGAAAAACAAUCUACUUUUCGACCAAAUAAAAAAAAUGAAAAAAUAAAAAAUAUUUUUCACUGAGUCACCGCUUACAUUGAACAUCUUCCAGAAAACGGUUGAUUGUUUCGAUAGUCUUCUUUGUUCGCACUAUCCUGUGUUGUGUUCGAUAUGAACUGUCACUUGCAUGUAGUAGGUAUGGUUUCCCACGAUCUACAUGCUCCGUGUACCUACCACAAAUUCGUAAUUCGUAAGAUUUUAUUUUUUGAUUGUAGAAGCACACGUAUUUAUUUCUACACUUUAGCUGCCAAUCUUGCCUUUGUUAGUAAACUGAUUAAUGUUAAAGUCAGGCCUAGUAGUUGGCAGGGAAACUGAACGAUUCAAGUAAUCAUUAUAUCAUGUAUUGCAUAUACAACAAUGUUAAUGGUUUUCUUCGCCGAGUGAAGCAAGAAAAGGUGAAAUAAA
Topomyia yanbarensis is the source of this 2944-nucleotide messenger RNA. RefSeq names its product protein drumstick (gene drm). The coding region runs from base 1052 to 1345 and encodes 97 amino acids. Gene Ontology annotation, biological process: embryo development; embryonic hindgut morphogenesis; embryonic pattern specification. Gene Ontology annotation, molecular function: DNA-binding transcription factor activity, RNA polymerase II-specific; RNA polymerase II transcription regulatory region sequence-specific DNA binding. NCBI's taxonomy places the organism in Eukaryota, Metazoa, Arthropoda, Insecta, Diptera, Culicidae. Gene Ontology annotation, cellular component: nucleus. The record is from RefSeq and is a predicted model, not a curated record. The transcript has 4 exons.